UGCCUCACUCCAGUACAGUAGGUGGCGGUCCAUGGCUCUUUGAGGUGGUUGCGAUCCGCCAAUACAAAUUUAAAGAAGAAGUCUCAUUAGCUAGUUGACAACUGUUCUAGGGUGUAUUUUUACAACUCUCAGUUGAAGUACAAGUAUAGUCUAUAGAUCGCAUAGGAAGAUGGAAGACGACGUUUUAACAACACUGAAAAUAUUAAUAAUUGGAGAAAGUGGCGUUGGGAAGUCCAGUCUUCUCUUGAGAUUCACAGAUGACACAUUUGAUCCAGAACUAGCAGCAACAAUAGGCGUUGAUUUCAAAGUGAAGACCAUCUCAGUGGAUGGGAACAAGGCAAAGUUGGCAAUAUGGGACACGGCUGGCCAGGAGCGUUUCCGAACCCUGACACCUAGUUAUUACCGCGGCGCGCAGGGAGUCAUCCUGGUGUAUGAUGUAACACGACGGGAUACUUUCACCAAGCUGGACAACUGGCUCAAUGAGCUGGAGACGUACUGCACAAGGAAUGACCUUGUCAAGAUGCUGGUCGGGAACAAAAUUGAUAAGGAAAACCAUGAACUAGACAGGAACGAAGGCCUGAAGUUUGCAAGAAAACAUUCCAUGCUGUUUAUAGAGGCCAGUGCUAAGACGCGUGAUGGGGUCCAGUGUGCGUUUGAGGAGCUGGUUGAGAAGAUCAUCCAGACCCCUGGACUGUGGGAGAGCGAGACGCAGGGCCGAGGGGUCCAGCUGGGCCGGCAGGACCAGGCUGCAGGGGGUGGCUGUGGGGGUUACUGCUCCCUGGUAUAGACCCACACUACAUUCACAUGCAACGCGCGCACAUACGAAGCAUAGACACUCAUAUACACACACAUACGAAACGCACCCCACACACACUCACUUGAAAGACACACCCAACCAAACACUCACACUGAUGGCUGAUGUCCUGCGAUGAGGACUAUGAAAGCUAUAGUUUUCAGACUAUUUCCCUACAUCAGCCCCUGAGGUGUGGAGUGAGGCAGGGCUGCUCCUGACCAGCACCCUCUGCUCACUGGCUGUGAUCAUUCAUAGGGAUGUUGCCGUUUGCACACUUCCUGUUAUCAUGGC
Oncorhynchus mykiss (rainbow trout) is the source of this 1084-nucleotide messenger RNA. RefSeq names its product RAB18A, member RAS oncogene family (gene rab18a). Gene Ontology annotation, molecular function: GTP binding; GTPase activity. NCBI's taxonomy places the organism in Eukaryota, Metazoa, Chordata, Actinopteri, Salmoniformes, Salmonidae. The record is from RefSeq and is a predicted model, not a curated record.